Molecule: messenger RNA, 261 nt
Organism: Danaus chrysippus (African queen)
Lineage: Eukaryota; Metazoa; Arthropoda; Insecta; Lepidoptera; Nymphalidae
Source: the annotation of a GenBank genome assembly
AUGUCGCAAGGAAAUAAACCACACUACGAUAUAAACGAGGCUCCUGCCUUGUUUGAGAAAUUCAUCAAGGACUUCGACAAAACUUACAAGGACGCAGAAGAUAGAGAAAUUCAUUAUCAGGCUUUUGUACAAUCGUUGAAGGACAUCAACAGACUUAAUGCGGAGCAACCUGAUACUACAUAUGAUAUCAACCAAUUUGCCGAUUAUACAGAAGCUGACCAACAAUGCAUGCGUGGACUGAGAUUGCCAGAAGAUGAAUAG